Molecule: messenger RNA, 2394 nt
Organism: Lodderomyces pseudojiufengensis
Lineage: Eukaryota; Fungi; Ascomycota; Pichiomycetes; Serinales; Debaryomycetaceae
Gene: SLM2
Product: phosphatidylinositol 4,5-bisphosphate-binding protein
Exons: 1
Coding region: 1-2394 (797 amino acids)
Source: RefSeq, a predicted model, not a curated record
AUGCCUUAUGAUGCUCACAAUCCAUUGACAGUGUCACUACCUUACAAUUUCAUUAAUACCAAUGAUUACCCAACUGAAGUGAUGGCUAAUAGAUUUUCCGCAUGGAGAUCUAUAAUUAAAGAAUUAUUAAAUUAUUUCAAAGAAUAUGUUAGCGUACAAGAAGAAAUAGUGCGUCAGCAAAAUAGACUUCAACUGUCUGUUGGUGCUGCUGCUCGUGGUUUUAAUGGAACACCAAAUAAUCAAGCAUCAGCAACAAAUCAUAAUAAUAGUCAUUCAGAUUUGGAACUUAUAUCAAAAUCAUUCUUACCAGUGGGGAAUGGAUCGGUUCAAGACAUUUCGAAUGUCUUAUUCAAAUAUCAUCAACAAAAUGUUACCAAUGCUUCAAAAACCUUGAAAGAUAUAAAUGUUAUUAUAAUACCAAAAUUAGAAGAGUUAAGAAAAGAUUUAUUAGUGAAGAUUAAAGAAAUAAAAAAUUUACAAAAUGACUUCAAAAAUAAUUUAGGUAAAGAACUAAAUGAAACAAAAUCUUUAAUAAGUCAAUACAAUCAAGCUAUUGAAAUGGCCAAUAAAUUAGAUCUGAAUCAUACAUUACAUCAUUCAGAAGGUGAGCAUGGAAAAUACGAUCCAUACUUAGUGAAACUUAAAUUAGAUAGACAAUUGAAAAAGCAAUUGAUUGAGGAAAAUUAUUUAUAUGAUGCAUAUCUGAAUUUACAAAAUGCAGGUAAACAAUUGGAAGGUAUUGUUGUAGUUGAGAUUCAAAAUUAUAUGUCAAUGUUUUUGAAUUUAAUUAGAGAAGAAAAUUCCACAUUUGCUAAUUAUUUAGUCCCAAAUAUUAGUGAAGGAUUUUUAUCAAAAGAAUCAAAUUUUGAAUGGAACGCAUUUAUUGAAAGAAAUUUACCAUCAAAUAACCUAAGUGUUAGCGCCGUGGGAAAUCAAACUACAUCUUCAGUUAAAAAUGGAACAUUUAUUGAUUUAGACAUUCCAAAAAGACAUUCUCAUGAUUUAAUUAUUAGACAUUUCCAUUCUAAUUUGAACGUUGCUGUACGUGAAGGUUAUUUAGAAAGAAGAUCGAAAUUUUUAAAAAAUUAUUCUAGUGCUUGGUAUGUUCUCACAUGCAGUUAUAUACAUGAAUUUAAAAGUAAUGAUAGGAAAAAAGAUCCACAUCCAGUUAUGUCCUUACCAUUGGAUUCUUGUACAGUCAGUGAUCACUCAAAAGAUGACGGUAAAACUGAAGGUGUUUACAAAUUUAUCUUGACUUCAAAACUGGCAAGUGCAUUGAUGCAUAAGACUCAUAAAUGGGUUUUCAGGACCAAUACAUAUCUGAAUAUGAUCGAUUGGUUUAAUGAUAUUAAAAAAUUGACAAGUUUACCUACCCCAUCAGCUAGAGCAAGAACUUUACCUAACAGUACUGAUUCUGAUAGAGUCUCAAGAAAUUCAUCAGUCCGUUCGCCUCAAAGAUCUUUGAGAACUGUUAAUUCAAAUACUCCAUCAAAUUUGAACAGAACAAAUACAAAAACCACAACAAAUAGACCAUUAUCUCAAACCACAUCUAUAGCUAAUGCCAAGAGAUUAUCUUCCACUUUUUCACAAAAGAACAAUCAUUCACCAAGAUUAGCUAAUAUGAUCAACAGUGAUGGUACAUUGAUAACACCAGUAGAUUCAUAUGAUGAAUUAAAACGUAAUCCAACAAAUUUAAGUAGUCAUUAUGUUCCACAAGCUCAACUGACUUUCAGAGCUCAACUGCCGGUUAUGCAAAUUCCACAACAUCAACAAUUGAGAGCUCAACUGCCAGCAUUACAGUAUCGAACACAAGGUCAACUACCACAUUCUCAACAAUCUCAACCUCAAUUUCAUCUAAUACCAGUUGAUUCAAUGACAAGUAAUGGUCAAUUGAAACAAAGUUAUGGUUCAACACCUACUAAUAAUAAUGCUUACUUUGGUCAACAACCACAACAAUUUUAUGAUCCUGUCCAACAACAAUAUUAUACUAUUACACCGUCUCUACCACCACAACAAACCCCUCAACCUCAAGCAUUUUCAUCAUCUCCUCAACCUAAUCCGCAAUUUUUAAGUACUUCGCCAGUUACUCAACCCUUUGGAUCUGCAUAUUUCACACAAGCAAAUUAUAACGACAAAGAACCUAUACAUACAGGUGCACCAUAUUCAACUACAGAACAUUCACAAAAUACAAUUCCUGAAAAUGAAAAUGGACGAGAGAAUAAUUCAAAAGAUCCAACGAUUCAAAUAUCAACAAAUAAUAAUGGGCCUGAUCUUAAUAAAAAUUUACAUCCAAUUGUACCAAGACAAUCAUCAGCAGAUGAAGUUUCAACAUUGAAAAGUAAUCCAAUAGAUAAACUUGGUGAUAUAGAUGUGAUAGUCACUAGUAAUGCAUAG